Molecule: messenger RNA, 10192 nt
Organism: Mus caroli (Ryukyu mouse)
Lineage: Eukaryota; Metazoa; Chordata; Mammalia; Rodentia; Muridae
Gene: Bdp1
Product: BDP1 general transcription factor IIIB subunit
Biological process (GO): RNA polymerase III preinitiation complex assembly
Cellular component (GO): transcription factor TFIIIB complex
Molecular function (GO): TFIIIC-class transcription factor complex binding
Source: RefSeq, a predicted model, not a curated record
AGCCGGGACGCGGGGAGGAGAAACUUAGCUUUUAGUGUGGCAGGGUCAUGAAGAGGAGGCGGUGGCGGGAGAGCGGAGGAGGCGGAGGGGGCGCAAAACUGCGGUAGCCAGCGCUGGGCUGGUGGUUGUGGACGUGUGGGAGGGCGAGAGUGUCAGCCCGGGGGCAGCGGCCGGGGCUCUGGGCUGAGCGCGGCCGUGGAGCGGCCGCUCUCGGCCCCCUGGCUCCGCCAUGUUCCGCAGGGCACGCCUUAGCGUGAAGCCGAAUGUCAGGCCUGGUGUAGGGACCAGGGGCUCCGCCGCUCCCAAUCCCCAGCGUGGAUCAGAGGCUCCCAGGCCUCCGGAGCCUGCCACCGAGUCAGCUCCGAAGCCAGCGGAGCCCACAGAUGUGCCUGCAGUGGAUUCCGGGGGAACUGAACCCCAGGAACAGGCUCCCGGGAGCAGUGAUGAAAAGACUGGUGACAAAAAUAAUGCUGCAGAGUCCAGCACAUUGUCCUCUGCUUCUUCACAGAGAAGAAAGCGAGUGUCAAGCACAUCCAGUCUUGUUCAGUCUCCUGGCAGUGCCCCCUCACAGAGUCGCCCCUUAUCUACAGUUAAUCACGAUGCGCCACAGCCAAACCCUACUCCAGCUAAAGAGAAGCAGCCGUGUUCAGACAGAUACCGAAUCUAUAAAGCCCGCAAACUGAGGGAGAUGUUGAAAGAGGAACUGAGAAAGGAGAAGAAACAAUGGAAAAACAAAUUUUCUACAAAUGAAAGCCAGAGACCACCAGAUCGUUCAAAAAUGACUAUGAGAGACUUCAUAUAUUACCUUCCAGAUAACAAUCCAAUGACUUCUUCAGUGGAACAAGAAAAGAAACCUGAGAAAUCCUUGGCUCCCACCCCAACGAGAGAUAGGCAAGAAAAUCAGAGCACUCAAGAUGCUAAUGAUAAUGAAGACGUGGAAGAGGAGGUGGAUGAUGGGCCACUCCUGGUUCCUCGAGUAAAAGUGGCAGAAGAUGGUUCUAUUAUUUUAGAUGAAGAAAGUUUAACUGUAGAAGUUUUGAGAACAAAAGGCCCCUGCGUUGUUGAAGAGAAUGAUCCUAUAUUUGAGCGCGGCUCCACUACUACUUACUCCAGCUUCAGGAAGAACUACUACUCAAAGCCGUGGUCCAAUAAAGAAACCGAUAUGUUUUUUUUAGCCAUCAGCAUGGUAGGAACUGACUUUUCUAUGAUUGGACAACUUUUUCCUCACAGAGCAAGGAUAGAAAUUAAGAAUAAAUUUAAACGUGAAGAAAAAACAAAUGGAUGGAGAAUAGACAAAGCAUUCCAGGAAAAACGCCCUUUUGACUUCGAUUUUUUUGCUCAUUUGCUUCAGAAAGUUCUUGCUGAAGAAGAAAAAAGAAAACAAAAAUCUACUAAAUGUCAGAGUUCAAAGGAAAAGGCCUCCAAACCACGGAAAAACUUAAAAGCAAAAACAGUAACCAGUGAAGAAGUGAAUGAUGAUCCAGAUGAGUCUAUAAAUAGUAACAUUUCAGAUCCAGAAAGAUCUCAAAAUGAUGCUGAGGCAGUCAAUGAAGAAGAGUCACCGAGUUCAUCAGGACAGCACUUAGAACAAGCUAUGUUAGAGCAAGACCAAAAUCAAGAGAAAAAGAGGAGGAGGAGCCAAGGUGAAGCUAAUAAACAGGAAGCAACAAAUCUUUUAGAGAGGGUUCUUGUUCAUCCGAGCCCUCCUGCAGCAGAAAUACACAAGCAUACAUGUCCUUCUGAGGAAAAUGAAAGUGAAUGCAAUAAAGAACAGAUACCAUGCUUGACACAGAACAUAGAUGACAUUGCAGGUUUAGUACCCAGUGAAGAGACCGAGAUGAGAAUGGACCCCAUCCCUUCCACAUGUAAUCAACAAGACAUCAUGCCACUAGCAAGGGAGUCCUCAGAGUCGGGUGCUGCGGCUUUACCUGUGUGGGAACCCGGUAGUACUGCCUCUGCUGACAUGGCUAAUGCUGAGAGCUCCUGCUCAGAGGGAAGGGGUGCUGACCUGAAGACUGCGGCACCAGAGACUGAACAGACAGAAAAUGUCAAACCAAAAUCAAGAACUCGACUACAGAGACCUAAGCCUAAUCUGGCAAGGGCAGUUGGGAAGAAAUCAGCUGUUUCACAAGACAGACAAGAUGAAAGGGACAAGAACUCACCUUCAGAAACUGCAGCUGAGAAGAAUCACAUGGAAAAGGAGACAGUGAAUGAAUCUGAAACUUCUGUAGCCAAGAACACAGACAGAGCGAGCCCAGGUGCCAGAACUGUGUCUGAUUUGAGUGAGAAAUCCUGUGUACAGCAGGAUGGUCAGGCAAAGGUCUUAAGACCUACCCGACUAAUGAGGAGUCGAAUGCAAAGACCAAAGCCAAAUGUAGUGAAAGCUGCAGAAAGAAAAGAAAUUCUCGCCUCACAGGAAAAAGUUGAGGCCCAUGUAGAGAAAAGUGAAGUUGAAUCCUGUGUUGUGAUUCCUCCACAAAUGGAAAAUGAGUCACAUAAAAACUUGCAAUGUGAAGAUACUGUGUCACUGCCUGAAAAAAAGGACCCUUUUGAAAAUACUCAGCCUGAUCAGCCCAAGGUUCUUAGUGACUGCCCAAGUAUUCAAGAAGGUAAUAAAGAAAACAAACGGAAACAAGUCCCAGUUCUAAGGACUAGAUUCCAGAAACCAAAACCUAAUACAGGAAGAAGAAGAAGAAGAUCCUCCAAGGAAGGGAUACCAGAGGAGACACCUAUUUCUGGAGAAAUAGCAGCAACUUGGGAAGAAUUUCCGAGACCAGACCCUUCUCUGAGGGAGGAGAUACUGAGUGUACCUCUUGCCCCUCUUUCUGCUACCGCUUCCACCAAGGACUCCGAGUCAGAUGUGAAAGACAAUGGCAGAAAUGAUACAGCUUCUAAUGCGGAGAUGUCAGAAAUGACAGAUGUCACUAUGGAAAUGGAGACAGGUUUGGAAACAAUUGGAAGAGAUACUUGCCCAGGGGAGAUGGGAGCAGAAAUGAUUGACAUCCCUAUGGAAACAGAGGCAGGUUUGAAAGCAUCUUUAAAUGAGACUUCUUGUACGGAGAAGGUGCCAGAGCUUAUUGAUACCACUGGGGAAAUUUGCACAAAUUUGGGAGAAACUGGAAGAAAAGAAGUAUUUUUACAGGAAAAUGGCCCUAAGGAGGUCAGUCCAGUUAGUGAACCAGAGACAGGUUUGCAAGAAACUGGACAAGAUUUGGGCACGACAGAGAGCACACCAGAUACGACAGAGAGCACCGAAGAAAGGGAGGCAUGCUCAGAGCAGACUGACAGACAAGAGAAAAUCCCUGCACUGACAAAGGACGCAGAGGAGGCCAAAGCCAGCGGUGAAAUGGAAACACCCCUGCAAGAGAUUGGAGGAGGGACUUCCCAGAGAGAAAAGGCAGCAGGCGCUCCUGUGGAGCAGUCUGCCAGCGAGGAGGAUCCACAUGGCAGCGCAUGCAGAGAGGAGGUGGCAGUGGAAUCAAGCACUGCAGAAGGAAAGGAGCUGAACCUGAGGGAAACUGGAGAAGAUGACCAUGUCUCCUCGAUGGUUGUGGUCUCAGGAGAAAAGACUGCCGUUGAGGAAACGAACGGAGAUUCGAAAGAAACAGAAAGAGCGAGUUCUGUCUCUUGGGAGAGCGGAUCUGAAGAGAUCCAGGUCAUGGAGGAAAUGGUGGAAGACUUAGGAAAACCAGAAAAAAUAGAUGUUGCUCCAAGAGAAAGUGAACCAGAGCAACAGUCCUCAGGGCAGCCUGAGGCAGAUGUCAUUCUGAGCAGUAGUGACGGCAGCACUGGCUCUCCACAGGAUGAAAUGAAUAUUAGCAGUAAAAUAUCAGUGAUGCCUACACUUGUGGAAGAAAAAGAAACUACUGACAAGGAUGUAUCCAGCCACUUAGUUCAUGUGGAGUCUUGCUCACAGAAUUCGGGACACCAUGAAACAGACCAAGGGAUGCUGCUUCCAGAUGCUCUAGAGCGGUUUUCAGAUACUAACUUAAGCAAACCUCUUCCUCAAGAGCAGCAGCCACUUCAAGUGAAGCCAGCUCCUUUCCUGAGAAGUCGAUUCAAAAAACCAAAACCAAACCUGUCAAGAGCAGCUGUAAAGAGAGCAACCAUAGAAGCAGCACACUCUGUGCCUGGGAAGAAAUCGGAAGCCUGCACAGUGGAGGCCGCCAUGCUACAGCAGGACAGUGACCAAGCUGCUCUCUCUCCUCAACAUAAUGUACCUUCCCUAAUGGCAUCAAGAGAAAAUGAUCAAUCCGGUCAUGAGGAGGAGGAGGGGGCUGCGAUACUACCAUGUAUACAGACUGCAAAGGAGCCUUCACCGCCAAGUUCAAGUGACCCUAAAGAGGAUUCUCAGUUAGCCCAACACCAGGAAAAUGGCUUAGUUGUUCCUAUUGGGACUUCAAUGAUGAAUACGGUCACACAAGAAACAAGGCAAAAUGUUGUCCAGACUACUCUCCCAGUGAGGGGUCGACUUCAGAGACCAAGACCAAAUGUGCAAAAGGCCAGACAGAGGCAAAUAGUAGAAAAAGGCGAAGCGCGAGACAUAGCUAAGAAUGAAGGACCAGAACUGCAAAAAGACGAGACUAGAACAUGCCUGACUGUGGCAAACUCUUCCCACAUUGAAAGUGGAGUUGCAGUUGACAUGUCCCCCAGAGUGUCACAGUGCCAAGUGAGUGAAAGUCAAGGCCACGCAGAUCCUGUAGAAAACUUAAGUGUUAACAAAGCCAGCGUUGUUCAUGAACAGAUGAGGCAUGAAAAUAAACCGUAUGUUCCUAGUCCAGCACUGCUGAUAAGAAGGCGGUUCCAAAAGGCUAAACCAAAUUUAGGAGGAGCACGCCGUAAGGAUGAGCAAGCAGGUGUAGAGACAGGCCAGACGGAUAAGAGCACAGCACUAACAGCAGAAGAUCACCUGCUGCAGAAGGGAGACUGUGACACCCAUCUUCCUCUGCAGGCGAGGGAAAAGGCAGAUAUGCUUCUGGAGGUUUCAGUGAGAAAAGAGUGUGUACAUUCUGAAGAGUCGGGUUCUGACGGAAAUGAUGCUCAGCUGAACGCUGGACCAUCAGAAGGUUCCAAGGAUGAGACUGUGAAAGAGCAGCCUCCAUCUUCGGGGCUUGAAGAGCAGAGUCUCAGUAAACCAAUUAGAUCCAGCUGUCCACAACUAUUGAAAGAAUCAAGCUAUCCCAAGACUGUUUCGAGUCGAAGAACACCUCUCUCUUCUGCCUCUGAGUGUGAGAUAGAGCACAGUUGGAAAAGAACACAGAGGAAGACGAAACCAAAUGUGACCAAAGGGCGUGGAUCAAAACGAAUUCGAGGUAAGACUGCUAAGAAGGAACCUAGAGCUUCCAAGUCCAUGUUGGUGACUCUUCGGGCUUCUCAGAAAGAGGAUGAAGAUGAUGCUGAGGAUUUUGAUUCUGACUAUGAGGAAGAAACCUAUCAUCUUGCCCCAGAAGAAUUAAGCAAAGCACCAGUGUUUGUACCUGUUGGUCUCAGAUCCCCUGAACCAGUUUCUGCUCAGAUCGAGGAAACAAUGGAAGAGCUUGAGAUAACCAUGGACGUUGCAGACAUGACUGUUGUUGAACAUCAGCUUUCACACGUGGACACAACAGCUCAGGCUGUGCAAGCAGAAAAAGCUGUGUAUCCGCCAUCGUUUGAAAUGGACAUAGGUGAACAGACCCAAGAAGAACCAGGUCCCAGUGAUGGAAGCACGGAAGCCGCCAUAACUUUACUUACAAUGGGAGAUAUAGUAUUGCAGUCAGAGAUCAUUCCUGGACAGGGGGAUGUAGGAGUAUGUGUAUUUCCUGAUGUUCAUUCAAAGGAUAAAAGUCAUGUUCCUUUUAGCCCAGAUAAUGUAAAUCAAAAAAUUGUUCAUGACUAUCAGGAGGUUUGUUCACCUGUCAUUAGUACAUCGCAUGCAUCAUUUGAAGAAAACAGGAUUGUAUCAAAGGAACAAAGCAAUAGAGACGCUGCUGUGGUGGAAGAAGCAGUGGAGGAGACCCUGCCAGCCUGGAAUACAGCUUCUACGCUGAGCACACAUCUGAGAAUGGCGAGUGUGGUUGUUACAGCUGAACUAAAUUCUGAGAAGACUUUAGAGAUCAGUGAGUCUGGUGGUCAUCAGGAAGUUGCCAGUUUCUGCAUAAGUAAAGGGACCCAAGUGGAAAUUCAAAGAGAAGCUGAGGGAGAUGAUUCCAAAGCAGUAGAAUUAGAAGAUAAAAGCCUUGCACCAGUCACAGCAGCAGAAGCUAAGGAAGAGGAGCAUUCGCAGUGUGUGGGUGAUGUUGAAGGGGCCAGUGUUUCUCAAGAAGCAGUCCUACCUGCGAGAAUUGAAGAUCAUGAGGAGACCUUGCGAGAGGUUCAAGUGUCGGGCACUGUAGUUGCUUCUUCUGAGAUAGGGCAGCAGACACUCGAUUCGGGUCAGAGUUUUGGUGAGAGUGCUGCUGAAGAAGCCCUCAAAGAAACCCCUAAAGGCAGCGACGUGCCCGUGCUUCAUGGGCCAGAGAGUGUACCAUCCCAUGUUCCAGCAGCCCAGCAAGACAGCACCAGUGCCCAGGAUGUCACAGUGAGUCUAUUUGCUAAUGGACAGCAAGAUGGAGAAGAUGAACAAGCCUUCAUCUUAACUCUGGUGGAAAUCCCAACCCAUGCAACAGAAGGAUUCGCUGACGCUGCCAUGCAGUUAAUGCCGAGCUCUCUGCUGCCAGCACCUAUAUUGGUCAGGUCUGGGAAUGCAGCAGAACCUGCAGGGGACCUGAGUGGGAGUUUACAAACCUCUUCAGUUGUUCAAGAUGCUACGUCCUUAUCUCCUAGAAGUGGCAAUUCUGAAAAGCCUCCUGCUAAUUUGGAUCUUACAUCUAGGAAGAGAUUUCGUUGCAGUCCUGAUGAAAGUAUUCAUGUUCCUCCUGCCAAAAAGUCCUCACUUGUUCCAGGAAUUGAUUAUCAAGAAUGUACCUCUGAGGUAUGUUCAGAGGAAUUAAAUGUUUUUGAGAAAACAGCAGAGUCUUGUAUGGGACAAGGCAUUUCCCCUACCUCAGAGAGCACACAUGCAACCUCAAAACCUCAGAAGGAGCACAGUGAGCCAACUGAUACAGGACCAUCUGGAUCUCUUGAUGAACUCAAAGACGCAUGUGUAGAAAACAGGGCUCAAUUGCCUCAGAGUGAGAUAGUAUCUGAUAAAGAAGAGAAAACGGAGCCUGCUUCCAAUUCUGAACAGAGAGACAGCGUGACAUCCUCUUCAAAACCCCCUCUGACCAGACCUGGCAGAAGGCCUUUGGGAUUUUUAUCAUUACUAUGUCCAAAAAAUAGUUUGGAAUCUGAUGAAGUGACUCAAACCCAUAGUAAGAAGCGCCUAAAACCUCAGAUACCUGUAUCACGGCGAAAUUUGAGAAAACCUAAUCUGCCUAAUACAAGCCAGAAAAAAAACCAAGACUCUUCAGCCCCACUCCCAUCACCAAGCGUCGCUGCUCCUCUGUCUGACAAUGCUGGAAGUCCUGAGAGUUCAGCAGCUCAGGUUUCUUCUGAUCAGCCCUUGCUAAAAGAAGAGUGUAAAAAUGGGCCCAAAGGAGCACCUGAGGAAGAGGUGACCCCAGUGUCAGAGUUUGUCUUCAGUGACAUCUUCAUUGAAGUGGAUGAGACACAAUAAAGCUCUCUUCUGGGGCCCCUUCUUUUUACUUUCUACUUUUGUAAUGAGUUUGAGAUGUCCAGCGACCCUGACUUUACCCAAGCAGAAAAGCACCACUGUCUGUUUUGAUUUAGGUCAAUUUUGAAUAUUUAUUGAGCUUCAUUUGAAGCUUUUAUAAUCAGUGGGAAACAUUUCUUUCUAAUUGACCCUGCAUUGGAAAUAUCAAGCAAUUAAGACUGGUCUCACUGACAGGCAUUGUAGCUUGUUUACAUCUGAUGUCCUCUGUGCUGAGCGCACCUGGACUUGAGAACUGUGUGCACGCACAUCUGGAUAAAUCAUAGUGCUGACAUACGGGGAGCUUGGUUGUGCUUAACAUUUGCUGACCUUCUUUUCUAAAGGUGGCUGUGUUUUGUUUCUGUAUUUUGUUUGUUUGGUUUUUUUUUUUUUUCUUUCAUUUUUCUUUUUCUUGAGGGUGAUCGGUUGCCUGUAAGAAUAGGAAAGCAAAGUGUGAAACUCCGCUUUGGUAUGGUAAAGUUAAAACUUUUCUAUCAUCAUCUAUUUGACUGGAAAAAAAAAAUGUGUAUUUUUCUAAUUCAUGGUGAUGUAACAUUAGUCCUGAUUGAAGAUCUAGUAUUUAAACUUGCUAUUUAUAAAGUCGGCACAUCAAAGAGAUUUAUUUUUAAAUUUUUUAUUUAAAAUACAUCCCAAUUUAAUUAUUUUCACUCAUCAAAUUUGGGUAAAGAAAGCAUUAACAAAUAAUUUGUCUCAUUUUCCUCUUUACUUUAAAAGCUAUUUUAAAAUGUCAUAAUUAAAAAUGUUUAGGUAGUGUUCAUAUUUUGAAUACUUUUCUCACACUUUAGUAUACUGAAUUUGUACUGUGAAUAUUUUUUGCUUUUCUUAUUCUAAUCUCAGGAUUUUCAUUGGAAGAAAAAAAUUAACAUAAAGGACAAAUUGUCCUAUAUAAUUGAUCUUUUUUACACACACACACCCUUAAAAAAAGGUUUAGUGAUAGCUAUUUUCCCUAUUAAAUUCUGUUCACAGGACAUGUGGGCUUUCGGCCACAGAGCAUGAAUCUGAUGUUAAAGCAGAAAAUAAGACAGGAAGACUUAGCAAAGCCAGUGAGGGCCUCAUGAUGAACUUGGGUGUUUUUAAUUUUGAGUCUUAUGAUUUAUGUGUCUUGUUUUCCCCUGGUUCAAAUUAAAUGCUUCAAAGAGCAAAUGUAUUCAACUUUAUUAUAAAACCUUGUAGAUUGAUACAUAGAAGUUUUUCCAUAAAACAUUCUUUUUGAACUGUGUAGCCCAAGUGGUCCUGGUAGCAGCUGCUCGGCGGAUGCUAAGUAGAAGAGCGAGGUUGACAGGACUUUAGCUUAGACCUCACACAUUAGGCCGUAGUUUUCUUUUUCUCACAGGGCUUCAUGUGUCCAACACUGGCCUUGCACUCUAUGUAGGUGAGGGUGUUCUUCAACUUGGGAGAACAGGAGUGUACCACCUUGCCCACUUUUAUGCUGUGCUGGGAGUAGAAGCCACCUUCCCAAGUGCUAGGCAAACACUGUACCACGAGUUUUCCCAGCCCUAGACUAGAGUGAAUACAAAUCCAAAGCUGCUGGUGUCUGUCUGUAGGAGCUGUUUGCAGGAUGUGCCUAAGAUUCAAAAACUGUGUUCAGUGUAUUAUGAAAUGAGCAAUACUUCAGUUGGAAAAUAUUUUUACAUCUAGGUAAUAUUUGUUUUUCAUAUUGAUAAAAUGUUGAUCACUUUUUAAGUUUCUAAGCAAACAAGGGUUGAACUCAAUAAGUCUAGAGUGCUGAUUCAUUGAACUUACUGUGAGCAUGUUUCUUGUUCUGUGGCUUAGAGUAAAAUGUAUAGUUUAAUGUCUGUUAUAAAGGAUGAUCUAUAAGUUAGAUGGAAAUUCUCAAAAGUAUGCAUCUAUUUCGUGUGACUAAUGUCACAAAAUCAUGGAGGUAAUUCACAUUGCUAUAUAAAUGUCUUCUUGUUAGCUUUAAAAAGUCAUGGUCUGUACAGUUUGUUUGUUUUUGUAAAUGUUACUUGGGUUAGAUCACCGAGACUAAACUAUUAUUUAUCCCUGUAUAAUAUUUAUUUUUUUAACCUCUGUCUCAUUUAUAUGUAAUAAACUGAUUUUAUGGAAGAUGUAAUUUAUUGUAUAAAGACUACCGGAGCAUUUGUUGUGUAGAGAAUCAAGUCGGUCAACAAAUUGUCCCGCUGCCCCUGGACAAGCCGGUGUUGGGAAGAGAAAUACAAUCAGUGUGCUUAGCUUUAAGGUGGGAAGAUUUGUGAUGGUGGAAAGAUGUUGCAAGGAAUUUGUUAUAGAAAUCUUCAAGGAGAUGUAUGAAAGGGCUUUACCUUCUCUUGACUGUUUUCCUCUGGUCACUUACAUCUUAGCAGGUGGCCCAGGCAAGACAUAGAUGCAAAUAUUAAUACCCAGUGUUUACCACCAUUAUUCAAAUGCAGGUGACCAUGUAUAAUACCUUGCUUGAAGUUUUUGACAAAGAAGCAAUAUCUUGUCAUUUGUAAAUUUUCUUGUUCUAAAGAAAGCAGUAAUGUUCUGUAGAUAAAAAUUAUGUAA